This is a messenger RNA of Nematolebias whitei (Rio pearlfish), 688 nucleotides long. RefSeq names its product timeless interacting protein (gene tipin). The record is from RefSeq and is a predicted model, not a curated record. Gene Ontology annotation, molecular function: DNA binding. NCBI's taxonomy places the organism in Eukaryota, Metazoa, Chordata, Actinopteri, Cyprinodontiformes, Rivulidae. Gene Ontology annotation, cellular component: replication fork protection complex; nucleus. Gene Ontology annotation, biological process: replication fork processing; DNA damage response; DNA replication checkpoint signaling.
AUGCUCGACCCACAAGACGAUGGUCUGAGUGACGUUCCUGACUACGACUUUGAGGAUGAAGCCUUCCCUCCUCUUCCUCCACCUUACUCCCCCGGACAGGGGGGAGGUCAGGAACAGGGAGAGCAUUUUGGCGGUGCAGAACAAGGCGAUCUCUCCAAACUGGCUGACAUUCCUGCUGUUAAACCCAAGGGAGUGAAGAGGCCUCAACCCAGACUGGACUCUGAGAGACUGACUUCACAAAGAGGACUUCCUGCUCUGCGCACACUGUUUGAUAACAUCCGGUUUAAAGGCAAAGGACAUGAGGCCGAGGACCUGCAGCUGCUGAUGCAGAAGAUGGAGAACUGGGCCCACAGACUGUUCCCCAAACUGCAGUUUGAAGAUUUCAUUGAGAAGGUGGAGAAGCUUGGCAGUAAGAAGGAAGUGCAGACUUGUCUCAAGCGAAUACGUCUGGAUAUGCCUCUGACUCAUGAGGACUUUCAGGAUAAGGACGCUGAAGCACAACCACCAGCUGAAUUACAAGCCUUCGAGGAUUUUGAUCCCUUCAGCAGUGAGAGUGCCAUUAAUGUCCACUCAACACCGGCCCCCCCAGCUCUUGCUACCCCCUCUCUCACUGAGGAGCAGCUCAAUCAGAUACAGCUAAACCGGCAGCGAGCGAUGGAGAGGAGGCUCGCCCGACAGCACCAAAUGG